AUGUUAGACAAUCGGACAUUGCAAACCGAAGGACCAACUUACAAUUAUACAAUACCCACGGAGAGCAACCUCGAUUCACUUUUCAUUUUCCCACAAUUGGAUCCGGUAACCUUGGAAAUUGGGCUUUUUUUGGAUUCUAAACUCUACGAGCAUUUCCAACGUGAAUUUAUCGAUGAUCCGGAACAACAUUUGAUAGAUUUCUCCCUUGCUCUUAUUAACAAUGUUCAUGUCCUUUAUCAGCAAUCAUCGAUGACACCAAGCUUGGAUAUUGUCAUCGUACGAUUUGAAUUAUGGAAAAAACAACCGACAGGACUUGAUACGUUAGCACAUCGCAAUGGACAAGCACAAACACUCUUAAAUCUGUUUUGUCGUCAUCAAGCCACUCUUAAUCCAGGAACUGAUCUAACCGAUCCAGAGCAUUGGGAUCACGGCAUUCUUCUUACUGGGUAUGAUAUCUACCAUACAACAACUUCGGUUGCUGGUGUUGCACCUGUCGCACGAAUGUGUGAUCAGAUAUUUGCAUGCAGUUUGGUAGAGGGAAUGCAUCUUGGUCGAUCAUUUGUUUUGGCUCAUGAAAUGGGACACAACAUGGGUAUGGUCCAUGAUGGAAUUCAGAAUCAAUGUGGUCGAAGUUGUUGCCUGAUGUCAGCAGUUAAUGGAGCUGGUAAAACUACCUGGAGCGAAUGUUCAGUGCGUGAAUUCAAUGCAUUCUUAUUGCAGUUGGAUGAAAGUGGCCGUGGUAAUUGCUUACGUGAUGGAUCCGAAGGACUUGUAAUUUAUAAUCAUAUGAAGGAUAAUCGUUUACCUGGACAACGUUUCACAGCUGACCAGCAAUGUUCCUAUUUUUGGGGCAGAGGUUUUGAAGUCGAAAUACCAAAAGAAAAGACAAUGGAUGAUAUUUGUCGCAUACUGUGGUGUGGAAAUAACGGCUCGACAAUAUCAACAGCUCAUCCAGCGUUAGAAGGAAGUUGGUGUGGCGGUAAUAAGUUCUGCAUUGAAGGGCAAUGUCGGCAAUGGUCACAACGAAUAGCUCCAGCUAAGAUAGAUGGUGGUUGGACUGAAUGGAGUAGUAAGGAAAAACGAUGUCCGAUCAAUCAAUGCCAAAUAACGGGCAGUAUUCAAAUUAAUAGUCAGAUGCGAACAUGUACUAAACCUGCGCCUAAUAAUGGUGGUAGAAAAUGUAUAGGCUCAAAUUUGCGUGGCCUAAUUUGUGAUGGUGUGAAAUCAAGUUGCAAAGCGAUGACAUUGCUAGAAUACGGUACUAAGUUAUGCACGGCAAUAAAAAAUGAUCAAGAAAGGCCGGAUCGACAACUUACCGGUGCUACAUUUCUUCACGGUACACAACCAUGCAAGAUCUGGUGUCAUUUGAUUGAUUCGGAGUUGAUCCGAAAUAAGGGCCAAUAUCCAGAUGGUUCCCCAUGUGGGCCUGGAAAAUUCUGUGUUGGAGGACAAUGUUUGACAUUGAUGUGUAAUAAUAAAGCUCUAGUGGAAAGCAGAGAAGAAUGUCCUAUCGAUAGUGAUGGCCAGGAAUGGAGUGAAUGGACCGAUUGGUCAGAAUGUUCAGUUACUUGUGGUUCUGGUGGGAAACAACAACGGAAGCGAAUCUGUCAUUCGCAGAAAUGUGUAGGUGAAUCAGUGGAUUCCCGAUCAUGUGUCCCUCAACUAUCGCCUUGUCGGGAAUGGAGUGGAUGCAAUGUAAGCUGUAGUGACGUAGAGCAGAACAUAACACAGAAUUGCAUUGAAGAGCGCAACUGUUCCAAUGCUAUUAAAGAAGGACAGGAAUGCAGCAAGGAUAGCUGUUCUGGGUGGCAUGAAUGGGAAUUAUGGUCUCCAUGCAGUACAACCUGUGGCAGUGGACAACGGAGCAGGAAACGCCAGUGCAAUCAAAUGGAUCGAUGUGAAGGCGAAGGCACUCAAAUUGAGCCAUGUGAAAUUAAGAAAUGUGUACUGGAAACAUGGGGUGAUUGGUUACCUUGUUCGGCAUCAUGCGGAUAUGGUUUUCAGUUACGUGAACGUUUAUGUGAUGGAUCAUUGUGUGCUAGUGGACAAAAACAAGCUAGAACGUGUAAUGAAAAAGAUUGUAGUGAAGAUGAAGUAUUGCUGCAACUAUGGCACGAUUGGUCCGAUUGGCUACCCUGUUCUACUUCCUGUGGUGAGGGUAUACAAAUCAGAAUCCGGAAAUGUAUUUCAGGGAAUUGUCCAAAAUCAGAUUCACCAAUUGAUCAACGACGUUGCGUUUUACGUCCAUGUCCCGAAUGGACUUUAUGGAGUGAUUGGACUGAUUGUCUAACUUGUGAGCAUAAGGAAGAACGAUAUCGUGAACGAUAUUGCCGAAUAGGCCUAAUACGAGCUGGUGAUAACGAACAUGAAUGUCCUGGUAAAGCGAAGGAAACAGAAUCUUGUGAUAUUUCAUGUGACAUAUCAAUCUAUCCGAGUGAUAGGAAGUCACGUCGUAAAGUACUAUCAGAUCGUACUGUAGAAGUAAUUAAUCCGAGAGCUAAACUGUUAGAUAUGUGGGAGGAAUGGCAAGAAUGGGAACCAUGUUCACGCACUUGUGGUGCAGGUACUCGCAUAAGGAAACGAACUUGUCGAAAUGGUAUUAAUUGCAUGAAAAGAGAACCAAUUUUAGAUAUUCAAUUAUGCGAAAGCAACUCAUGUGGUACUUCCGGUGAAUUAUCCUAG
Loa loa (African eye worm) is the source of this 2682-nucleotide messenger RNA. RefSeq names its product angiogenesis inhibito. Gene Ontology annotation, biological process: proteolysis. The record is from RefSeq and is a predicted model, not a curated record. The transcript is spliced from 18 exons. Gene Ontology annotation, molecular function: metalloendopeptidase activity. Lineage: Eukaryota; Metazoa; Nematoda; Chromadorea; Rhabditida; Onchocercidae. Bases 1 to 2682 code for a protein of 893 amino acids.